GUCCUUCGUGAUUCGUCAGACAUGUAUUCGUCAGGGAGCCAGGCGAGCACCAGUCCCGAUUCCCAGUUGACGACGCUGCCCGGAUCGAUACACGGCUUCGCCGGCGGUCAAGGCCGUCAUUUAUGAUCAUCCGAAGGCUCGUACGAGGAGUCAGUCGCGUCUCGGCGAUCAUGGAGGGAGUAUCGAAUCCGAAAGUCGUCUUCGUCCUGGGCGGGCCCGGGGCCGGCAAAGGUACCCAAUGCAGUAAAAUAGUCGACAAAUACAACUUCGUACACCUCUCGGCCGGCGAUCUGCUCAGGGCCGAGCGGAACACCCCAGGCACCGUCUACGGCGACCUAAUCGAGAGCCACAUACGGAACGGGACGAUCGUCCCAGUAGAAAUCACGUGCAAGUUGAUAGAAAGGGCGAUGCGCGAGUCGGGACGGACCAACUUCCUCAUCGACGGCUUCCCGAGGAACAAGGACAACCUCGAAGGGUGGCAGCGCGAGAUGGAGGACAAGGCCGAACUGCUCUUCGUCCUCUUUUUCAAGUGUUCUGAAGAUGUGUGCAUCGAAAGGUGUUUGAAACGGGGGGCCGAGGGGAGCGGCAGGUCCGACGACAACCACGAGUGCCUCAGGAAACGGAUACAGACUUUCCUCAACGACACCAUGCCCAUCGUCAACUACUACCAACAACACGACCUCGUCAAGUCUGUCGACGCCGACAAAAACGAAGAUGACGUCUUCGCAGACAUCAAAACCAUUUUCGACGGUUUUAUGUAAAUUCGUCUAUAUACAUAUGUACAACUAAAAUACGUGCAAAUAAUCCACAAACAAUUUUUCUAUUUUAUUUAUUAUAGAUAUUAAAUUUCUAUGAAGUUAACGGCUUAAUAUUUGUAUCAUAAGUGCACGCUUUUAGAAAUAUCGUACACUAUUGCAGAUUAAUAAAUAAACAUGAAAUUUAA
Molecule: messenger RNA, 943 nt
Organism: Cimex lectularius (bed bug)
Lineage: Eukaryota; Metazoa; Arthropoda; Insecta; Hemiptera; Cimicidae
Gene: Dak1
Product: UMP-CMP kinase
Exons: 1
Coding region: 123-761 (212 amino acids)
Biological process (GO): UDP biosynthetic process; 'de novo' pyrimidine nucleobase biosynthetic process; CDP biosynthetic process
Cellular component (GO): cytoplasm; nucleus
Molecular function (GO): UMP kinase activity; ATP binding
Source: RefSeq, a predicted model, not a curated record